Macrobrachium nipponense is the source of this 1818-nucleotide messenger RNA. RefSeq names its product luciferin sulfotransferase-like. The record is from RefSeq and is a predicted model, not a curated record. Gene Ontology annotation, molecular function: sulfotransferase activity. Gene Ontology annotation, biological process: sulfation. The transcript has 5 exons. The coding region runs from base 56 to 1006 and encodes 316 amino acids. Gene Ontology annotation, cellular component: cytoplasm. Lineage: Eukaryota; Metazoa; Arthropoda; Malacostraca; Decapoda; Palaemonidae.
AGCAAAUCUCAGUGACUGUCAUUCGCUCGGCAGAGUGCAACUCAAGAGGACGACCAUGGAGGAAAAGAUACCUAUAACCUUCGAGGACGCGGAGGAUUCUUCUCGCUAUGGGGAGAUGGUUCUCGUCAAACCUGGGGAUACGCUGCUGCCAAUCGGAUACAGAAGACUGGCCAGUACUUUCUACAACUUCGAGUACAGGAACGACGACAUCUGCUUGAUCACUUAUCCCAAGAGUGGCACCAACUGGACAGCUCAAAUCCUCUGGGGAAUGACGCACAUCAAUGAACUACAGAGGGCAACGACACAGAGCGUCGAGAGCAGGCUCUUCAUAUUAGACAAUGACUUUCUUCACGACGUAUCGGAAAAAGACUACAUGGAAAGGCUGAGAGCCAAGCGUCCCGAAGCCAGAGAAGAAGACGGACCAGUCUUGCAGUUGGCAGCCCUGGAGAAGGGGCGUCGCUUGUUAUGGAGUCAUCUACCAUUUAAUCUUCACAACCCUAAUAUCUUAGAUAAAUGUAAAGUCGUUUACGUGAUGCGCCACCCAAAGGACAACAUGUUUUCCCGAUACAUGCACUUCAUCAAGAUAGAGCAAGCCACGAUUCAGUACAUGGCCGAGAACUUCAUGACCGGCAAUGUAACAUAUGGCAGUUACUGGCAUCACGUCAAUGAGGCUUGGAAAAGGAGGGACCAUCCCAAUUUGCACAUCAUGUUCUACGAGGAUAUGAAAGCGGACAUCAUGGCUGAACUUAAGAAGCUGAGUCAGUUUUUGGGAACGAGCCUUACUGAAGAGCAGCUGAAGAGGGUAGCAGAGCUCACCAGCUUCAACAACAUGAAGGAUCAUCCUACAAUGGUGGUUAACAUCCAGGGUUUACAAGGAUCCUUCUUGCACAAAGGGGAAGUGGGUUCCUCGAAAGGGCAACUCCCGCCGGAGCUCGAUGCUCAGAUGGACGCUUGGAUCAAGGACAAUGCUUUGAGAGUAGACCCAGCAUUCAGAUACCUCUCUUAAGCCAAUGUUUUGGGAAACAAAAAAGUAUACUGACUCUACCUGAAUCAAUCCUAUGCCGAGACCACAACACCUGGCAGUUUGUAUAAUGUUUGUUUCAGCUCCAUAGCAGGAACCAAAGGGUAUUAGUAAUACUAUUACCUUAGAGCAUCUGGUACCAUCAUCCAAUGAAUAAUCUAACUACAAAGUAUAUUACUUAACUGUAUAAUAAUACAAUAAUGAAAAAAACUUAAUUUUUUAAUGGCAGCAGCCUUUUCUCCUUUCAUGAAUACUUGUGUCUUUGAUGAAUAUUACGUCAUUUGCUUUCUACCGGUGGUAGGCAAAAAUUUCUUUAUUACAUAUGGAUUGUCUGAAGAUUAACUCAUAAUACAUCUAAAAAUUCGCCAGCUCAUAAACCAACGUGACGUCACCAGAAACACUCUAAAAGUCUGUAUCUAUGGUCUUUAAGUCUCAAACUCGUUUUCUAUGGACAUCAUUGGUAGGCAACAGUGUACAUGACAUUAGUCAAGGGUACCUAAAGUUGUCGGACAUAAUUUCUUCUCGUACUUUCAAACUUUUGUCAUCAUAAAAGCCAAAUAUUAUAUCAUGGAACGAUCGAAAACUGCAUAAAAUAAAUGACCGUCGAUUCCAUGAACAUCACAGUUUUCGAGGAAUCAUGACGUCACCUUAGACUGUCCAAAAAGUUUUGUUUCUGUUUAUGACGGUGGUAGGCAGCAUUUAAGUAUCUUGAAAAGUGAAAACUUGUAACGUUCCUUACCCUGUUAUGUAGCUUCUUACGAGCAUGAAAAAUGUUUAUCAUUAAUAUCAAUUCUAAG